Molecule: messenger RNA, 1721 nt
Organism: Schistocerca americana (American grasshopper)
Lineage: Eukaryota; Metazoa; Arthropoda; Insecta; Orthoptera; Acrididae
Product: UPF0472 protein C16orf72 homolog
Exons: 5
Coding region: 156-821 (221 amino acids)
Source: RefSeq, a predicted model, not a curated record
UAGUUCUCGUCUGUAGAAGUGACGAAAGAAACAGACAGAAUACAUGGAAGGUGAUGUGAUUCAUCUGUGCCAUCAGCUGGAAGCAUUCCAAAGCAAGCCAUUACAAGAAACGGGGGAGGCUGUGUCGUGUAUUUGAUUUUGAGGUCCGUAAUACAAUGAACGAAGACAGAGAUCGCGAAGAUGACCCGCUGUUAGAUAUGUUCAUUACCAAUUGGGAGGAGCAGUGUAUACAACAUGUUGAAAGUGAACCCGACUACGAAGGACAGCUUCAGAGGGAGAGGGAACAAACUCACCAGAAACUGUGGGUGACUUUUCAAAACAGCGCAACUGCAAUAGCGCAACUUUAUAGAGAACGUCAGCAAGGCCUUUCGUUAUGGAUACCUUUCCAAACCGCCGCUGGUACGGUGACAAAUUUGUACAAAGAUUCAACGGAAGGAAUAAGGCGGACUAGUGAACUUGGAAUUCAGUGCGGUUAUCAGAGACGAAACAAGGAAUUGUUGAGCUGGGUUCGGAAAAUGCGACACAAAAUAAGACGGGAGGAUCUACUUUCUUAUCUGGCUGGAAAGCCAACUCCACCUCGACCACAUCAUAGGUCUUCCCCACGUCCCAGAACUCUGAUCGAGCGACAUGGUUCUCCAGCUGGUUUCCAGAUGGAUGCACAACACCACGAAUUCCAUAUCAGCAGCAAUCAUUGUAACAGUGUCUAUUCUGAUGACAAUAUGCGUACAUUUAGGGAAGCAAUAACUUUCGCUAGUGAAUCCAGCAACUGCAGCGUCACGCCGGCAGCGUUCAUCAGAUCUUGGUUCAUUUAUAACAAAUGAAUUUGCCCGUCACAAGCGACCGGCUCCGUCAAGUUCUCCUUUGUCUGAUAUAAGUAUGGACUCGCCAACACACAAGCGAUCAAGACUAACAUAGUUACUUGAAUUAGUAUUUGUAUCAGAUAUUCUCCAAAAACACCAAUUUCUUGAACACUUCAGAAGAAUAAAGAAGUGUGCACGUAUGCCUUUGCAGCGUCAAAGCUGCUUUAUACAAAACUUAAAAUUUUGAUUAUAGUAAGAAAUUUUUUAAGCAGGAGUGCUUUAUUACUAUAAAAGUGCAGCCAAUAUGUUUGUGAUGUUAAGUUUGUGAAGCUUUAAUCAUCUAGUGCCAGAAUUUUGUAAUAUGUCAUCACCUUCAAAAGGUUGAUUUUUAUUUCCGUUUUACUUAUGUGGUGUGUACAGUAUUCUCAGGUUGAAAUUUACACAUAAAUUAUUCUCAACAUUCUUUUGUUUCUGUGAUUCACAACUGUAAGUUCAUUCAGGGGAUCUUUCUUUGUCCAGAAAGAAAUUUUUCAAUGGCUGGUUUCAGGUAGCUUGUGAAAAAUUUCCAGGUGACAAGUUUUUAGAGUUGAGAAUAUAAGACUUGAACUUUAGGGGAACUGUUAUUAAUUUAUAGAAGACAUUUUGUUACACUGAAGUGAUUCAUUGUUGAACUGUGAUUAUAUUAAUUUAAAAGCAGUGUACUCAGGUCUUUGGAAAAGUCAAUAAUUGGAGUAUCUUCCAUCAUAAUGAAAAUACGAAAUGUUGUGAAGAUUUAAACAUUUGUGGUAGAGAUAAAUUAUUUAUUUUUCUGCUACGGAAACCAGUUGUGUAAAUCAUAUUUAUAAUAUGUUUUCUGUAUUACUAUUAUUCUUUGCCAAAAAAGCUGAAUUCACACAUUUAAUAAAAACAAAUCGUCUUUAA